This is a messenger RNA of Durio zibethinus, 3017 nucleotides long. The record is from RefSeq and is a predicted model, not a curated record. Lineage: Eukaryota; Viridiplantae; Streptophyta; Magnoliopsida; Malvales; Malvaceae.
UUUAUCUUAUUUUCCAAAUCAAAACUAGUUAAAAACUCAAAUCAUUGCCGCCAUUUGUACUUAAGGUAAGGAAGGGGGGGCCUCAAUCCUGGUGGAGCCCUGAAGCCUUGGCCGGAAGCUGGUAGUAAAUUCAAUGAAAUCACAAGCCCAUUUUGUAUAAAAUGAAAAGGAUCAGACGUUUGAAAGCACGAGAAAUUUACAGUAAAAAGAGAAAAAAGUUGGCAAAAAAAAAAAAAAAACCAUCUCGUGCUGUGGGAUAGUUGGCUUGGCUGGCUUUUUUUGCUCUGCAAACUUUGAAAUGUGAAUGAAAGAAAAACAUGGGUGGUCUUAACAGGGUGGAAGUGAUAAACAGCAAAGGUUGUUCAAGGUUGUUUGUUGGGUUCUCAUCUUCAGUGCCAUCAUUUAGAAGCUUCCAAUCGUUUGACCAAAUGUCCCCUGCUUCUACCUCUCUUGGUUCUGAACCGUUAACGGUUCGAUCCACCGGUCCAUUCUCUGGUCUGGUUAUUUGCGUUACUGGGUUGUCUAAAGAAGCAAGGAAACAAGUUAUGGAAGCAACGGAGAGAUUAGGUGGUCAAUAUAGUCCUAGUUUACAUCCUCAAUGUACCCAUUUGGUGGUCCAGAGUGUUAGCGGACGUAAGUUUGAGCAUGCUCUAAAACAUGGAUCAAGAAAUGGUCUAUUUGUGGUUACACUUGGAUGGUUUGUGGAUAGUGUCAAGAGGAAUGUGAGGUUAAGUGAAUCACUCUACACUGUAAAGUGUGUUGAAGAACAUGGCACACGUGUAGAUGAAUUAAAUCGGCUUGCUGGGUCUACUGCUUCUGACAGUUCGUGUCUUCCUGCUGGUUUUCACGAAGCCAAGAAAAUAGACAUGAUAGAAAAGCAACAUGUACUAUUUUCUGGAAGAGUCCCUAAAAAAAGUAUGGACUCAACUUUAUCUGGUCAUACCAUGUACAUCGAUUCUGGUAUUUCAGAUGAACUACGGAAUAAGGUUCUUGAAGCAGCAUCUAAAGAAGGGGCUGCAGUGGUAGAUCGAUGGUUUGUUGGUUGCAGUGCAAGUCAUGUAGUAUGUGAAGGGAAUUCUAUUCAUCGAUAUAUUGGCCACUCAAACAGCAUUGUUACACCAUCAUGGGUCCUGAAAACAGCUAAGGAUAGGAAUUUGCAGAGGCUUGUUCACAUGUCUGCUGAUUUGGCCAGGCAGAUUGGGACAGUGCUUGAAAAUUCUCAAAAUGGCAUUGUAGGAGAGGAAAAUAAUGUGGCUAAUUCAACUCAAUACGCUCAGAGCUUUAGAAGGAAUGCAAGUCAUGAAGAGAGGCAACAGAUUGUACAUUUAGCUAAAACUGGGGUUAGAAAUCGUCGCAGUCGUCGUAUGCAGACUUGUCAAACCCCAAUCCGUCCAAUAAGCCCAAGAAGUCUUCUGGAUUCAGUUUGCUGGACAAUAUCUGAGCCAACUUCAACUGCUUCUAUUUUCACAGACUCUUUUAGUGGCGAAGAUGUUAGCGAGCAUCAAUCUGUAUUCUUUGAUGCUAAUGGUGAUGGCAAGGAUUCUGGGGCCUCAUUUACUAACUUAACCCGGUCACUUACAGAAAGUGAGAAAAAUGAGUUGAUAUUCAAAAACCACUUUCUUACCAUACUAUUCCCAGUGGAUCGAUUUUCUGAGAUGGGACCUUCUUCACGGACAUAUUUCAGUGAUAAUGGCUUUAAACGUCUGCAGGUUUUGGAUUAUAUCUAUGCCUUUUAUCAGGAAAACAUGUCAGCUGAUGAAAUAGAGGCUGCUAUUCACACUGACUCAAGGCAUGCUGACCGGCUUCGAGCAGCGUACUCUAGCAAAGAGACGGUAGAAUGUGGACAUGUGAUUUUCAAACGAAUUGAUUUCUUGGGAAGUCGUAAAAGCUUUGAAACAUUGAAGCGUGUUAGCGGGGAUAAUAACAGCAACGUAUAUGAGCUCUUGAUUAGAGCCUAAAAAUGUCUCUGCACUGGAUGGAUGCCUCCCUAUGAUACCAGUAGAAGAUGGUAUUGAAACUUACGUCGCAGCAUCAACAUUUCAAGAACAAUGAAAAGAAUAGUUACACAUACAUCGUAUUUUGGCCUUUAAUAUACAACAUUUUUGGCAUGUCGCGUGUAAUGAAGGGUGAAUUCAUCAAAUUUUGUUUGUCAAAGCUUAUAUUUUCAUAUGUUGAAUGAAUCAGGGUGUGACAGUGUCUCGAUUGUAAUGUAAAUUUAACCAAAUAGAGACGGGAAAUUGCCCUGGUAAAAGCCCUUCCCUUGGGGAACCUACAAUUGUACCAAAAUUGACAAACCGAUAAUUACAGAAUGAUUAAAUAUAUGUAAGCAUUUCUUAUUGCUAGACUUAAUCACUAAAAGUAAAAGGACCAUAUACAAUGCAGUUGAUAAGUGAAAGUCUGCUUGCAGUUUACACCAAUGGUCAAGGUUAAUAAUUGAGAUGUGGGGUCACUGCAGAUCACCUUCUUUCAUAUGCACUGUAAAGAAAUAUGAAUGAGAAGGCUACACCAUUAUUUCUAUAUUGAAUUAGAAAGCUGGUGGACUUGUUAGGAUUCCCCAACGAUGAUUGAAGAGCUUUCCCUGCUGUUGAAGCUCAUAAAGCAUAAUGAGUGCUGCAGAGUCCCAACCGCAAUCAAAAAAUGCUUUUAACACAGAUUAUAGUGUGUUUAACAUUGCUUAAAGCAUUUUUUCCAAAUCAAGCUUUUCUCAAUCGCAACAGUAAUGCUAAACUAGGCCUAAGUAGUCAUUAUGUUCUUGCAAAAAGAUGAUUUGGAUUACUGACCAUUAUUUUUGCAUAUGGAUGGUUGCCGGUAGCACAGUGACACUCAUCUAUUAUACAAGAUUAGCAAACACAAAAUGGCAACCGCUAAUAGAAGUGCAUAAAAAAAUUAGUAUGAACAAUUAAGACACAGGAUUCUCAAAGUAAGAAUGCUAGAACCAAAUCGAAUUUUAAGGCAACCUAGCAUAUGGGGUUAAGUCAAUUAGCAUAAAAAAUAGCCCUCUUCGAGGUAGGUAAAAA